Messenger RNA from Carcharodon carcharias (great white shark), 899 nucleotides. Its product is annotated as zinc finger protein 362-like. Gene Ontology annotation, cellular component: nucleus. The record is from RefSeq and is a predicted model, not a curated record. Lineage: Eukaryota; Metazoa; Chordata; Chondrichthyes; Lamniformes; Lamnidae. The transcript has 5 exons. The annotation marks the transcript as partial.
CCCCCUCCCCACCCCCCCGCCCAGGACGAGGGCACCCUCAAGACGCCCGGCGCCAGGAAGCGAAAAGGGCGGCCCAGUGAACCCACGCUGGCCGAGCUGGGGGACCCGUACGCCGUGCCCAACGACGACGAGGGAGGGAGGGACGGCAAGUCCUACAGGUGCAGGAUCUGUCCUCUGACCUUCCUGUCAAAGUCAGAAAUGCAGAUUCACGCGAAGUCUCACACAGAAUCCAAGCCCCAUCAUUGUCCUCAUUGUUCAAAGACAUUUGCCAACACCUCGUACCUGGCCCAGCACAUCCGCAUCCACUCAGGAGCUAAGCCCUACAGCUGCAACUACUGUCAAAAGAGUUUUCGACAGCUCUCUCACCUGCAGCAACACAUAAGAAUCCACACAGGAGAUCGGCCCUACAAAUGUGCACAGCCGGGGUGUGAGAAAUCAUUCACUCAACUCUCAAACCUUCAGUCACACAGGAGACAACACAAUAAGGACAAACCUUUUAAGUGUCAACACUGUCACCGUGCAUACACGGACUCCCCCUCGCUGCAGGUUCACCUGGCGACGCACACUGUCAAACAUAUCAAGGCAUUCGCUUGCAGUUCCUGCAGGAAAUCGUACACAUCGGAGACCUAUCUGAUGAAACACAUGAGGAAACACAAGACCCCCGAGCAAGGUGCCGAGCUCUAUGGAGCGGCGCCGGUCGCGGUCUCGCGGCCUCCGGCCCCCGAUGGCGCCCAGUGCUCCUUUGACCUCCUGCCCUUCAAACCUGAGUCCCACAAGGAGCCCUGCCUGACCGUCAGCGCCUCUGCACUCCAGGUCGAUCAGAUGGGUGGCUCCUAAAGAGGGUGCCCCUGGCCUCUCGACAGACUCUCUCUCUCUCUCUCUCUCUCUUUCUCGCUCUA